AUGAAGGGAGCGUCAUCAUCUCCAAGCAACUCUCCAGGCAACAGGAUAUUUCAGGAUCGCAACAGCGUUUCUCAGGUGCUGAGGUACAUUAGUGACUGCAGGGCGUGGGAACUAAAACAACUGAGACUACGGAUUGGGACUGAUUCAGGAAAGCGAUCUCAUUUACUAAGGAUCAAUGCAACGGAGUACCGCGAGCGCGACUCAGCUUCAGUCCUGUGGACAUCCUUGCGUGGACGCUUCAGACGUAGCAGUCACCAGCUUUCCACAGCUUCUUUAUUGAAGGAAAGACCCACUACAUCAACAACGUCGAAAGUAGCAUAUUUUAAGAGGAAAUAUGCGGAAGAAGAGGAUUUACAGAAAGAUUACCAUGGGUAUUUUCAGAAACACCUGAUACUCCCAGAAGACCGCACCUGCAUCCUCAGGCUCUCUCUCCAGAAGCUGAGGUUCCUUGAGGAUCCAGAGGCUUACCUUCGAAGGUCGGUACUAAUUAACAAUUUACUACGAAAGAUCCACCAUGAAAGUACGAAAGAAGACUGCGAGUGCUACGACAGGACCUCUGACACGAGGAAGCGCUUCAAAAUGAUGGCAGCCAACUGCUGUCCCCAGCCUUUUUACUUGGAAGAGUUGGGAAUGGUGCCUUAUGGGUGCAGGUUGGACUUCCCCAGUGGCCCACAGGGCUCAAGUUCCCAGCUACUUAUGUAUCAAAUAGAUGAUAAUGGCUAGGCGGAUGAUGAUUAGCACUUUGACAAAAACAUGUUGUGUAACAAUCGCUUAGCACCAUGGCAGCAAUUACACUGAAAGGUUUCACGGAGUGAACGCUGCAAUUUACGCCUUGCGGUAAUGUUAUAGGAGCACACUGUCAUAAAGCACUUAGAAGCCCAGCUGAGUGGUUAAGAACUUUUUUUUCUGCUUUUAUGUGAGUCUGUGGCUAAACACACCAGGGACGUAAGCAGAGGAGCAAAGAAUGUUUUUUUCCUGGCACGUGCAAGUGUGUACAGAUACACAAACUGUCACUUCUGUGUGCACUACAGGGGAUGCCAUAUGCAACCUGAAAUGGCAGCAGGCGGCAACAAGCAGCAAUUUAAUUUUUAACUGCCUUGUGCUGUGUGUUUGGAGUUAGGACAGGCAAAUGUGCAAACAAAGCGGUGGAAUUAAGUUCUCUCCACUGACAUUUUCCUUAAUUGACACAGACCGCUUUGAAGCUGGAGGUGGCCUUUUACUGUAGUGAACAUUGGUCACUGAAUCCUACAAAUUAUACUUUCUGAUGCACCCUCAUAGCUCCUCAAUUUCACAUUCACAGUUAAGUUUAAAUGUGACCAGUUUCCAUCAGUUAAGCAAUCUGGCCUUUGCCAUUGACCAUUUCACUCUUCUCUGUGGGCCUAAAAGUUAACAUCCCUGAUGGGCCUCUUUUUAUCUUUUAUUUAAUAUGGUGUGCUUCACAGGGUCCUUCAAUCCAAGUCUUUUCAUAUGAGUACUACUGCUGUGGGAGUGCAGGCAGCAUAAGAGACUUGCACAUGGUGCCAGCAGUGGGAUUCCAUGCUAAGGAGCAUUCCUUCAGGUCUCUCUUACGAAACUCCAAAAACUAUGCAUAUAGCCUAUAGAUUUUAUUUUAAUAUGCACUGGUAAUUUUCACAGAUUCAGUGUUGGCUUUAAACCCGGUUGCGGUCUGUGUGGUCUUUAUUCUUUCAGCCCCUGUGUUUCCUUCUUUGCAUGUAUCAAAGAUGUGAAGGUUAGAUUAAUGACUGACUUUGAGUGUAGCUGUCUUUGUUAAUGGCCCUGUGAUAAGCUGGCCAUUAGGAACUGUCCAGUCCAGGGUGAGUUCCUGCCUUGUGCCCAGUACUGUCAGGUUAGGCUCUGGCCCCUUGUGACAUGGAAGUGCACUUUGCAGGUCUGACAAUCUUACAUUACAGGGGGGCAAAUGGGAUUCCAUCUAAAAUCCAUUCCAGUAUUCCAGCUUAUUAAUAUUACACUCACCAAGUUGCUGUUAGGACUAACUCAUCUUUUUGUAAAUGUUCCACUGUUAAACAAGUGGGUGAGAUGAUUUUUACUUAGAUUAAGUCUCAAUUAAUUACACUGCUAAAAUCUGACAUUACCAGUGGAACAUGCAGACUUAUAGUCCUGAAAUAAAAGUGGCUCAUAUUGAGAGAGGUGACAAAACAAUCUUUUGUUUCCACCAUUAAAAACUCAACUUCACAGUGAUCACAUUGGUUAUCUAACUUUCCAAGUAGUGAUCUUCAAAGAAACA
Molecule: messenger RNA, 2245 nt
Organism: Erpetoichthys calabaricus (reedfish)
Lineage: Eukaryota; Metazoa; Chordata; Cladistia; Polypteriformes; Polypteridae
Exons: 4
Coding region: 1-723 (240 amino acids)
Source: RefSeq, a predicted model, not a curated record